AAGCAUUUGCUCAGCAUUUCAUAUUUUCUGUUUAUUCUCUUAUAGCAAAUGGAACCGGGGGAGAGGGGGAGACUAAUGCACACCUAGCAUCCCUGCAAGCCACAUGGUGACUUAGUUUUAAAAUGUAAUAUUAUCUGUGUUUUGUUUUACUCUUAAUGAUUUUGUGCAACAUUCCUCAAUUGCAUUUUAAUCUAGUUUGGGCUGCCCUUGGAAGUAUGUUUGACGCCCACCCCCACCCUAUUCAUUCUGACAAAGCAUAACGCCCAUGAGUGGCAAGAGCCCGCGGAAGUUUGAUUGGCAGCUCCUCUGAGUUUGCACAUGAGCUCAUCUUCUGUCCUUUUUAAUAAACAUUCAAGAAAGUUCUUAUGGGCACGGAAGCUACCGGAAUGCGGCUCUGCGAGCGUGCGCUACACUCACGAGGACCAGGGACUGCUCUCGUUCUCCCUACUGCUGGAUUUCGGUCACGCUCAUGAAAGACUAGAAGAUUCUAAACUUGAAGCCGUCAGUGAUAAUAACUUGGAACUAGUGAAUGAGAUUCUUGAAGACAUCAGCCCUUUAAUAAAUGUAGAUGAAAACGUUGCUGAGCUGGUCAGCAUUCUCAAGGAGCCUCACUUUCAGUCACUUUUGGAGGCCCAUGAUAUCGUGGCAUCCAAGUGUUAUGACUCACCUCCAUCUAGCCCAGAAAUUAAUCAUUCCUCUGUGAACAACCAGCUGCUGCCGGUAGAUGCCAUUCGUAUCCUGGGUAUCCACAAGAAAGCAGGAGAGCCCCUGGGUGUGACGUUCCGGGUUGAAAAUAACGACCUGGUCAUUGCCCGAAUCCUUCAUGGGGGAAUGAUCGAUCGACAGGGUCUUCUUCACGUGGGGGACGUCAUUAAGGAGGUCAAUGGUCACGAGGUCGGGAACAACCCCAAGGAGCUCCAGGAGCUGCUGAGAAGCAUCAGCGGCAGCGUCACGCUGAAAAUCCUGCCCAGCUACAGGGACGCUGUCGCCCCUCAGCAGGUGUUUGUAAAGUGUCAUUUUGAUUACGAUCCCUACAAUGACAACCUGAUUCCCUGCAAAGAGGCAGGUCUGAAAUUUUCAAAGGGAGAAAUUCUUCAGAUUGUCAACCGUGAAGACCCAAAUUGGUGGCAGGCUAACCACGUAAAGGAGGGAGGAAGUGCAGGCCUCAUCCCCAGCCAGUUCCUGGAAGAGAAGAGGAAGGCGUUUGUGAGAAGAGACUGGGACAGCCCAGGGCCUUUUUGCGGAACUAUAAGCAGCAAAAAAAAGAAAAAAAUGAUGUAUCUCACCACCCGAAAUGCAGAAUUUGACCGACACGAAAUCCAGAUCUAUGAGGAAGUAGCAAAAAUGCCUCCCUUCCAGAGAAAGACGUUGGUGUUGAUAGGGGCUCAGGGUGUUGGCCGAAGAAGCUUGAAGAACAGAUUCAUCGUGCUGAACCCCACGAGGUUUGGGACCACGGUACCGUUUACCUCACGGAAGCCAAGGGAGGAUGAGAAGGAUGGCCAGGCCUACAAAUUUGUGUCUCGGGCUGAGAUGGAGGCAGACAUUAAAGCUGGGAGGUACUUGGAGCAUGGUGAAUAUGAAGGGAACCUCUAUGGCACCAGGAUAGACUCCAUCUUGGAGGUGGCCCAGACUGGGAGGACGUGCAUCCUGGAUGUGAACCCACAGGCUCUGAAAGUAUUAAGGACAUCUGAGUUCAUGCCCUACGUCGUGUUCAUCGCUGCUCCUGAGUUAGAGACCCUGCGUGCCAUGCACAAGGCCGUGGUGGAUGCUGGGAUCACCACCAAGCUCCUGACGGACACGAACCUGAAAAAAACGGUGGAUGAAAGCGCGCGCAUCCAGAGAGCCUACAACCACUACUUUGAUUUGGUCAUUAUAAAUGACAACCUGGACAAGGCCUUUGAGAAGCUGCAGGCCGCCAUUGAGAGACUGCGGGUGGAGCCGCAGUGGGUCCCCAUCAGCUGGGUGUACUGACAGGGCAGAGGCGCUGAAGGGACAACUGAGCCUUUCUAAGUAAACAUUCACCUAAGAAAACGUGUGCGAAGCUAGCCGGCACCUGCUGAGGCGAGGCGCUUUUACUCUGUAGACUGAAGUACUAGUACAUGAAUCAGAAUUUUUAUAGAAGAUGUGCAAGGGGAAGUGGGCUUAAAUAUGUAAUUUAUCUUAAUUUUUCUACCUUUUUACAGAUAACCUUUCUAUUCAUAUCACAGAGAGAAAUGCGUUGAAGCAUUUUGUAUAUGUUUUGAUUUAGCAUUUUUGCCUUUUUCAUCCAAGUUUUCCAAUCACUCACUUCCACAGUGCAUUUGGGUCUCAUUUUCACUGUGAUAAUGGAUACUUGAAGCAGUUUUUGUAAACCCCUCAUUCUAGUUCUAUUGUCAGUUAUUCUUAUUAAGGGAAAGCACCAAUUAUGAUCUGUCAUCCUGAUUGAAUUUCUUAGGAGAGCGGAAUGCCAAUAACCAGUGUCAUAGCCAGCGUCCCUCUGUCCCCCCGGAUCUGCUUUCUGCUGUCCUGGAGAGGCAGGGCGGGUUGCCCGUUGUAUAGGUGGGGCCCCUCUGCUUCGAGGCCAGCCUUUUCCCAGCAUUCAUUGCGGUGAGAGGAGAUGCUGCUGCUCACCUGUAACCGGUACAGUGGGCCUAGCAACAAGAGGUGUCCCCCAAGGGAGAGAGCCUCAGGAUUCAGGAAACGGAAGCUUAGGGCAAAGUAUUUAUUUUCACUAGUGAAAAUUUCACUGAUAAAGAAAAAAACUUAAUUUAUAAAGCUUUUUAUUAUGAUAUGGUCAGCAGUUAUAUUUGACAUCUGUAAAUUCCAGUGAUAUUUAAAGAUUCUCUUGAUUUUCCAUUUUGAGGUAUUUGUGAGUGAACCUUGUGUUUAUGAGAUGUGCUCUGAUGGGAUAUUUGUGCUGUGUUGUGUUGAGAACCAUAUCCAUUGAAUAGCUUGUGAAAGGUGAAAGGUAUUGCUAGAUGCUCUCAAUAGAUGUUCUUUAUGCAGCACGUUUCUGUUGUGAAACGUGCUUCAUGCUUAAUGAUGGGGGGCGAGUGUUUUUGCCUCCUUGGACUCAUUCACAUCAUAAUAUGCAAAUUUCUGCAUUCACAUUGGUAUGCAUAGAAAUCCUGCUGCAGACACUUGGAGAAGGAUGCGGGUAGCCAGCCAGGUGCUUUCCUGGGGCCUGUUGCUCUAUGAUUUGCGUAUUGCAGUAUCACUUCACAGGCAGGGGUAGGUGCCUGAAUCUCGCUGGGUUUGGUGGUCUGGGGGCUGGCGAGGCAACUCCUGAGGAUUGCUUCCCCCACGGCACCAGGAAGAAGAGGACUCUGGUCAGGACCUUGUAAGAAAAAUGGAGACUUCCAGUGAUGCCUUGGGUUUUCAAGGACUGAGAUGUGCAUGAUGGGACAGGGCACAGAUUGCUUGAAGUAAUUAUAUCAUUCAUUAAGACACUGCGCUAUCCAAGAGUUCAACCGCUGGGUAUUUUUUCAGAUCCUGUUGUUUUCUAGCCGUAACACAUGGAUCCCUUUCUUAGACUUAGGGUGGGUAUUUAGCAUCUCCCAGAAAAUAUUCUCUAAGAUAGUCACAGUGUUUAAUAAGUAUCUAUUUCCACCACUCUUGUCUUCUCACAACACAAGUUAGGGGGCCUGUGAUUUUAGGGUUUCUGUGUUUUGUAUUUUUAAGGUGGUGGUGCGGUUAAGCUCGAUCACUGCCUGAUGUAAAACGCAACAAAAGGGAGAUGGGAAUUUGUGCCCUGUCAGGGGUGCGUUGGCUUCCUAGGAAGGACGGCCCGGUGGGGCAGGAGCUGUCUCUGGGCAGCACCAGGACAGAGGCAACUCUGGACUCGUGGAUUGUUAGCUGACAUGCCUCCUCCUUCAUCCCGUCAUAAUGGGCUGCACCGAGUAUCUUUAGAAGGCUGUCUGUUAGGAGGGAUGGACUUCCCUUACUACUGGUGUAUGUGCCUGAAAUGGGCUUGGAGCACUUUCAUCUCCUUGGCCUCCUUCACUCUCAGUUAUCACAGUGUCCUAAUCAGGGAUGGACAACACUGAACAUGUGGCUUUUAGAGGCAGAAUGGCCACAAGGAUGGGGCUCGGCCACCUGGUGGGUGUCUGGGGACCUCACAGGGCCAAAGGGAAGCCCUGAAGGCCAGCCCACCUCUGCUCCUCAGCACCAUGUGACCUGGACCAAGUCCAUCUGUAAAAUGAGGCCCUUCCAGCUCCAAACCCUUGAUCCUAGGGUGUCUUUAGGGCAUUCCAGGGGCCUCCUUUCUGGGAAAAGGGAGCCAGUUUGUGGGUUUCCUUCCACUCCCUUUAGGAUUGCCAAACCACCUAGGGCCAUAUCUCACAGCAGAGUAGCUCCCAUAUGGCGGGGCCCCCCAGAGUCACCUGACGAGGAGUGUAGACCUUCUGCACUGAAGUGUUGGAGGUUUCUCCAGGGGUUCUUGGAGGUAGGGACACCUGUGUUAUAUACCUUUUGGAGUAAAGCCAGGAGGUAUAGGGCGCCUUGAUGAUAAGGGAAUGGUUUGAAGUGAUUCCAGAUGCUGUGUGUGGAGGAUGUUCUGCCAUCCUGGUAAUGGGUUUGGAGGGCUGCUUGGGACCAGAUGCUGACUUAAUCUGGAAGGAGUCGUUGAGAUUGAAGGUCAUGUAUUAGAAAUUUCCCUUAAAUGAGGAGAGGUAGAAACGUUGACCAUCAUGUUUUUAUCAAGUGGGAAAUAGAAUUUGAACAGUCUUUUGAAACAUAUAAACAACCUUGAAGAUGAUUUUCCUUGGUGAAGAUGCCAUUGGCCCAUGGGAGGAGCUGUGUUUGGACCAAAAUACCUUUCCCUCUGGCAGCUAGUUCCAUUGGGACUUCAUUGUGGUGUGAUGUGGUCUACACUCAUGCUAAAUUUUGCUUACCCCUAAAAUAGAAAUGGUGUUGCCCAACGCAACAGGCGGUGCAGUGAUUGAUCCAGACCACACAAGAUGUUGCUUUUUAUGGCGGCUGGCUUGUCAAUCUGAAUUUUAUUUAAAACAGCAAACAAAUCUAGGCAUGAAGCAUUUCCUGAGGAGAGGCAAUAGCUCAGAUACCCCUGGGGGAAAUCAGGUUUACAGCCAGGUUGGUCUGUCUGGGCUGCUUUGAGGUUUCAUCAUGAGCUGUAGAAGACGUCCCCUUCCCAAAAGCUCAUGGUAACAUAGAGCUAAUUAUGUAUCAGCAUGUACCAUAUGCCAAAGGACUCUCUUCACUCAUUAGGCAGGACCACAGCUUCCAGGGAAGGAUCGAUGACCAUGGGCUCAUGCACACUUGUUAAUUCAUGAGGCUUUGCAGGUCAAAAGCCUUGUAAAUUGGCCAGCAAUAAUCCAUCAUGUCACCUGCUGUUUGACUCCUGACACCCCCAGUUUGAGGGUCUGGAUUCUUUUUCUUUACCCAAAACUUAACAUUGUUGUAUUUAAAUAUCUGUCAGGGGUUCUGAAAAUCAUUCUGUGCUAAUGAGGAGGAGGCAGUUCUGAAGCUUCUGUGUAAAGAGAUAACUGCUCGCUUUUUUCAGAUGUUGCCAUGUUUCGUAUACAUACUGUGUGUAUGUAUAUACACGCACAUAUGUAUCAUCAGACUGUAUAAAAUAACCAAAUUCUGUCUCAGAACUGAUGUCCCAUCAGGUGUGUCUUGCAUAAUAAAGCCGAACGUCUAAUCCCAUGGCUGGCGUUACAAUCCUUAAUUACGCCAGAGUUCUUGGCUUUGCUGGAUUCCUGUCUGUGGUUUCGAAGACUGUGGUACUGCCCACAUACAGGUACUCGUCUGACUUCUGAAGAGCAGGUGGGAAAGAAAUAACCCAGAAAGUAUCACUACCUGUAACUUUGAAUUUUUAAUCAGCAAGUAAGAAAAAAGUCUCAAGUUACUUUACUAGGAACUGGUCAUUUUAAUGUUGUGAUAAAAUGCCUUUGAAAGGAGAAAGGGCCAUUUUCUUUAAGGCAAUUGGAGUCAGACAGCUAGUAAGUGUCAAGUGUUUGGGCUGAGGCCGCACUUGAACUCGGGUCCUCCUGACUUCAGGACCAGUGCUGUAUCCACUGCGCCACCUAGCUGCCCCUAGAGCCAUGUUUUUAGAGCUGCUCUUCUGUUGGCCCAGGAGUUUAUGAAGAUUGUCAGAUUGACUGGCUCUCCUGGGCUGGAGGUGGGUGAAGACUUUUCUCUUUACUUGAUUUUCUGCCUGCAGUGGGUGUUGUGUAUGCACGUGUGCACACACACCCAUCUGCUUUUCUUCUUCUAAUCUUAUGUCUGGGUUGGAAAGGGUUUGGUCAUUGACCCUAAUCCAUCUCCUGGGUUCCCAGGGUGGGCUUUCUCCAGUUAGGGAGAUGAUGCCAGUGGCCACUGCAGCCUUAGCUGCCACUUCCCCCGCCCUCACCUCUGCCUUACUCUUGAUCGAGAAUGUUCCCUCUUCUGGAGCAGCUGUGAGAAGUCGGCCUGAGUCUGCUCUGACCGUUUGGAGCUCUAAUCCUGAAUUUUCUGUGACAAGACUGAAGUUUUUUGUCAAGUUGAGUGAGACUGUUUAAUUUCCUUCUCAGAAGAGAGUCAUGUGAUUCUUACCUCUGAAAUGAAAGAUCGUGAUUCAGAAAGCACUCCCUAGAUUUCAGGUUGGGGCAUGUGGAACCUGACCCCCGCGGCCCCCCCCCCCGGGCCCCCUUCCCCCCCUGUUCUGUCCUGGGGCCGAUGCAGUAAUUUUUCCUCCUAUCCUUUUGCUCUCCGAAAUGCAUCUUUGCAAGCCUGGGAAUUGGUGCCCAGCAUGUAGCAUUUGGACACCCCCAUGUUUAAUCCCAUUGCAGGCCUAGGAGAUGCUGAUCUAGCCCACAGUACAUAAUCCCUUCUGGAGCUAAAGCCUUACACCCAGAAAUAACGACUCCUCUGUCUCUGCGUUUGUUGUGAAUAACUCAGGGUUAGUCUGAGGAACAGACUCUUCUUUCCUCAUCCUGGAAUUCUUUCUCUGCGGCCACGGAGCAAAGCCCCAAGGUGCAUUCUAGAGAAAGCAGUUUAGCAUUCAAGGUCAGAUUAUAACAAAUGGAAGAUUAAUGUAAAAUUAGGUCAAAAUGCAGGCAACUAAUACUUUGCCCUUUUUUGUUGUUUUAAAAGAUUUAGACUAGUAGAUAUUUGGGGGGAGGGGGGGGCGGGUCACGAGAUGGGAGGGUAUUCUUGAAAUGUGCCCAGCACCUUGUGAUUAUGAUUCAUUUCCUUUCUCCUAAGGUCUGGGCUGGUUUCCUGAAUGUUUACCUCAUGGUGGCAGUGGCCACAUUCUUUAUACCUCUUCGGAGCUGCCAUCCCCCACCACUGGCUCUCCUGGCCCUAAGGUCCCUUUCCCUGCCUCCCUGCCUCCCAGUCUUUGCUAAAUGAAGACACCCACAGGUGACAUUAAAGGUGCUUAUGAAUAGCAGGAUGAAUGACUCAGGCUCAGCCAGGGUUGGUGAGGGUGGCGCAGAGCACAAGUCAGAGGGAACUAUUUUUAACAUGUGCAACAACUGUGGCGUUUCAGCCUGUGCUGCGGUCUGGAGGGUUCUCUGCCUUUGUAAGCCCCGCCCUGGCACCAUACCGUACAGUUGGUGCUGACUAAAUGCUGGGUGGUUGGCCAGUCAGAGCCACAUCAGAGAAGCUUCACACAAACUUUACAUUAGUUGCAGGUUUCCACCCUAACCACGUAAAAGAGGGAGCAAUAAUCAACUAGUUUUUUAGUUUCCCAAAUUAUACUAAGAUCAGUCACUAAUUGUUGCCACUUUAAAAUGCAUCCAUAUUUUUUUUAACAAAAAGAUGAGAAUUUAAACUAUAGGGGUGUAUUAGUCUUCUAAAUAGAAAAGUCCUGUUUAGUAAACAGAGGUUCACCGGGUCCAGGUGAGGAAUGGGGCAGGUUCAUAGGCUUCUGGAUUUAGGGCUGGAAGGGACCUUACAGGUCAUCUGGUCAGAAUCUCAUUAGACAAGAAACUGCCCCGAGUCCAGCAAGGGACCAAGUGGCAGAGUCAGUCCAAAAGACUUUUUUUUUUUAAUUAAAAAAAUUUUUUUGAUUAAAAUUUUUUUUCUCCAUGUAUUUUAAAUUGAAACUCUUCUCCCCCAAUGUUUCUGUAAGGUUGGCUGGAAAGAUGGAGCCUCCAGUUCUUUUUUUAAAGAGCUAGCACUCAAGACUUAGGGCAUUUUUGUUUUAAGGUUCAUUGAGGAUACUGGAAAAAGCUUUGGGAUUUUUCUUGACAUUUCUUUUCAUGUGUAGUUUUACAUUGGAAAUUAAAAUGCAUGUUCUUUAUAAUUGUCUUUUGCACAUAUGUGAAAGAGAACAGUUUAAAAAACUAAGGACAAAAAGCUCGACAGACCCAAGACCCACGUGUGAACAUGCUGCAAGAAUCUUGAGUUCCUGUGUUAAUAAAAUCAGCUGCUGCUCAUUUCCAAGCCAGCUCCCAUGGGAGGGACACCCAGAGACAAGCCAGCUGCUCUGCAACCAAGGGUUUUUCCAUUUUGCAAAGUCCCUUCCUCCUCUUUCACACAUUCCAUGUCUUGUUCACGUGUUGUCCAUAAUGCAAACUACAGAAAUGUACAAAGUCUAUGAGAUUUACCUAUUCCCAAUGAAAUAUUUUUGUAUAUAUAAAGAAAUAAAGACUUAUUAUUGGAA
Molecule: messenger RNA, 8590 nt
Organism: Phascolarctos cinereus (koala)
Lineage: Eukaryota; Metazoa; Chordata; Mammalia; Diprotodontia; Phascolarctidae
Gene: PALS2
Product: protein associated with LIN7 2, MAGUK p55 family member
Molecular function (GO): protein binding
Source: RefSeq, a predicted model, not a curated record